CUCACUGCCCUUGCUUAUUAAAGUGGGUCGGAGAGCGCUUCCGUAAUCAAAAGGUAGUCAUAGAAAGGCAGCCGGGAGGGAGUACUAAUAAUUUCUGCAAGGGGGGUGGACAGCUCUAACGGUGUAGGUGCUUUAAGAUGUAAUUUAAGAGACCUUAGGGUAGUGUGAGCGGCAUACAAGUUAAACAAAUAAAUAAAUAAUUUGGGAGUUGCCCUCCAAGAAUUUCUAGAGGACUGCAUUUGACCACCUCUGCACUUGCAGGAUCAGUUUGAAGAGAUGCGCUGCCACCAGCAUUAUUGAUGAACUUGCACAAGUUAAUAGCAAUGUUUCACAUAAAGAAGUUAAUGGUCCAUAUAUCCUUUUACCAGUUUCCAUUAGUGGCAGGACAGAUUCAAACCACAGAGAACAGCUCAAACUCCCUGCAUUUCAACCUGAAUGAGUCUGAUUGUUAGUUGUAUGUACUGUAUUGUAUUCUUCUAUGGACUCUUGUAUGUAGCCUUUCAGAACCUAGGAAAAUGGAAAAGAAACUAUUUAUCUUUAUUGUAUUAACAAAAGUUAUAGCAAGCCUCCUUCCAUAAAUUUACAAGUUCCAUAGAAAUGGCUCACUCUCAAGCUGAAAAUGUGAUAAGGAACAUCAUCCGUGAAAUUGGACAAGAAUGUGCAAUGAAAGGACAAACUGCAUCAGAAACUCUGGUGGCAUUCAUGGUGAAAGCUGUUGUACUGGAUCCAAGGAAUGGAUUUAAUGUGGAUAGGACUCUUACAAAGGCUGAUGUACAAAAACUUAUUAAGCUUUCAGUUGACAAACUUCUUGACACUAGAAAUCCAUCUCUGGACACUAUUAAGAUGCAAGUUUACUUUGAUAUGAACUACACAAGCCGAGUUGAAUUAAUUAAUGAACAACAUCGGGUUCUGGAAUCCAGGCUUGCUCCUGUAAGCAGAGAAAUUACAGAUAAUCGUGCUCGUACUCGAGAAGAAAUGGAGAGUGUUUAUCGAAAGAUUGUCAGCUAUGUGUUGCUGCGGUCUGGCCUUGGAUCCCCAACAGAUAUUAAAGUCAUUAGAGAGGCAACUGCUGCCCUUCAGAGUGUGUUUCCUCAGACAGAACUUGCUGCUUUCCUGUCUCUCAGUAAAAAGGAGAAAGAGCGGCAGCUGAAAGAACUCACCAUGAUUGUCACAGGAAUUCGAUUAUUUAACAAGGACUGUGGGAAAGGAGGAGAUGGCAUUGAUGAUUUGCCAGCUAUUCUGAAUGAAGCUAUCCCAGCAGCCAGCCAUCAUAUUGAUAUAGAACUACAUGCUUCUCAGCAGCUAGCAUACCAGUAUACAGCCUUGAUUGAAACGAUGCAUGAGAGUCAAAAUGCUGACCUGGAACUUAGGGUGACCAUGUUGAGAGAAGUCCUAUACAAUGUGAGACAACAUGAGGCUUUUCUCUGCAUUAUUCUGUCUGAUGUGAUCUCCUGUGCACAAGAAGUUGAUAUGAUGCGGAAGCAGUUUGAAGCACAGAUGGAAGAACUGAAGAAUGUUGUUAGAGAAAAGACGGCUGUGCCUACAUCUCUGGUUUAUCCUAUAUUUAUUGCACUUUCCAACCUUUGGACCAGUUUUCAAGAUGAGAUACUAGUGCUUAGUUUUCUCAAUAACUUGACAAUCAGUCUCCAGCAAUUUUUGGGAUCACAUGCACUCAUCUUUCCAGAAGAUGUGAUGGAAUCUCUUCUUGAAGAUGUUACUGUGAAAACUGAUAAGGAAAGGUUAAUGGAAAAUGCUGAUAGCAAAGUAAACCCUGCUGAUUUCACCAAAGAAGAAUGGCUGUUUCCAGAAACCACAAUUAAUUUUAACCAGCUGGUGAUUCAGUACCAUGCAUUUUGUGCUUAUACUUUUGCUGUGAAAGAUGGUCUUCUUCUCCCAGGAAAUCCAUCUCUUGGGGUCCUGAAGCAUAAGGAGAAAUAUUAUGCUUUCAGUUCCAAGGAGGCUGCAUAUACAUUUGCUGAAAAUCCAGAUAAAUAUAUUAAGAUGACUGCAGAAAAAGCCAAGGAAACUACAGAGCUGAUCCAGUUGCUUGAGCUUCAUCACCAAUUUGAAUCCCUGGCUCCUUAUUCUCAGAUCAGAGCCAAAGACAAGAACUUGCUAGCAAUCACUAAAUGUGACACUAGUACUCAGACUGACACCCAUAUUUUGCCGCCAACUAUUGUGAAGGAUUAUGAGUGGAAUGAAUGGGAGCUAAGAAGAAAAGCCAUCAAACUGGCUAAUCUGCGCAAAAAGUUAACUCACUCUGUGCAGACAAACCUCAGUCACAUGAGAAGAGACAAUUGCAGCCAGGUGUACCCCCCAAAGGAUUCUGGCACACAGACCAAACAUGAAAACUCCAGCAAUGUACCCAGACCACAGAUUUUCCUGGCUCAUCUUCGGGGAAGAACAUCCCCAACUACCCAUAUGAUUAAAGUGAACUUGACAAGAGCAGUUGAUGAAACAUAAAUAAGAACAUAGAAGAACAAGAAAAAAAUAAAUAAACGCCUUUUUAAAGAAAAUGUAAACAAACUGUUUC
Molecule: messenger RNA, 2533 nt
Organism: Pogona vitticeps (central bearded dragon)
Lineage: Eukaryota; Metazoa; Chordata; Lepidosauria; Squamata; Agamidae
Source: RefSeq, a predicted model, not a curated record